AUGGCCACGAAGUCCCCGUUGGUCUCCACGUACUUGAGGAUCUCCACCUCGUGCUUCUUGACGUCGGACACGGUGGAGGUCCCGAUGCCGUACUCGAGGGCGAGCUGCCGCUGGGACUCGCCGCUGUGGAGCCGCCGGAUGAGGUCGGCCUUCUCGGCGAUCGACAGCACGGUCCGGCGGCGCUUCGGGACUGAAAGCGAACUCAGUACAACCAAUAUGGCGGCUCAGUGGGUGGGUUGGGAAAGUUCAGUGUACGCAAUGGUAUUCUAUCCCGCCCUGAGUCACAUUGUGGAGGCGCCCGGCUCUCAAAGCGUCGACCCAAGGGGGCUGAGUAGUACCUGGACCACGACGUGGGCUCGCACCCCGCCCGAAUCGCGGCCGCACCGCCGUCCAUUUCGAAGAGGAAUCUGCCGUGAAAGCGCCGUAUUUCGUGCUCGGGAGUGCGGAUUCGGGCGAAAUGCUGCGCAGCAUCGUGGCAAGGACCGUGUGGAACAGCCGGGCGCCGUGCCUAGGGGCGAGCCGGCGCUGGGGCGAGGGCGGAGGAGGCGCCCAAUGGACACGGCGGCGGCACGGGCGGCGGCGGCGGCGGCGACGGCGCGGCCCUUGCACGGGGCGGCGCUGCUUCGGAAGGCCGAGGACCGUAAGGAGAUGCUGGCCUCGAUGCCCGCCCGCGACGAGGGCACCGAGGGCGAGGCGGCCGUCGACGUGGACGCCAACCUCCGAGGGUUUGGAGGGAUGUUUCCGGAUGAGAAUACCCCAGACCUGUUGAUUGAUGGUGUGCGCUUUGCUGAUCUCCCAAUCUUGCAUGUCAAGAUAUCCAAAAAUAACACAGUCAUGUCCUUAACAAAUGCCAAAGGUGACGUGCAAAUGUACAGAACAUGUGGUAUUGAAGGAUUCAAGAACACCCGCAAGGGGACCAACAUAGCUGCACAAGCAACAGCUAUAAGUUUAGCAACAAGAGCAUUGGACCGCGGUGUCAAAAAUGUUCGAGUAAAAGUGCGGGGACUGGGACCAGGCAGAAUGUCUGCCGUGAAGGGCGUGACCAUGGGCGGGCUCAACGUGGUGUCCAUUACAGACUGUACACCCAUCAUCUGGAAUAAUUCUCCACGCCCUCGGAAAGCCAAGAAGCUGUAGUAGCUUCCAUUGCAGAGUUACAUCGUUGCCAUUCAUGUGUGUGUUAUUCCAACACUUUCAUUCCCAAAGGGGUAUUAUUA
Messenger RNA from Penaeus vannamei (Pacific white shrimp), 1214 nucleotides. RefSeq names its product mitochondrial ribosomal protein S11 (gene mRpS11). NCBI's taxonomy places the organism in Eukaryota, Metazoa, Arthropoda, Malacostraca, Decapoda, Penaeidae. Gene Ontology annotation, molecular function: structural constituent of ribosome. Gene Ontology annotation, biological process: mitochondrial translation. Gene Ontology annotation, cellular component: mitochondrial small ribosomal subunit; ribosome. The record is from RefSeq and is a predicted model, not a curated record.